GCAGCCUCUCCAACAACACAGAGUCACUGUUAGAGAGCUUCCACUUAGUUACACAACAUAAACUCUUCUUCCUUUUCCUUUCGCUUUGCCGAAACCUACAAAACCCUUUGUUCUGUUCAAUCUCUUUUUCUUCAUCAUUUCGAUGGAUAUCGAGGAGGACAUCCGUUCUUUGCAGCUUGAAUCAGCAGCAGAAGACAAUAAUGGGGUUGGAAGUCCAGAGGAUGGAAAGGCGGAAGAAGUUGAGAAAUCUGAUAAGAUGGAUGAAGAUUCAAAGCAGGAGGUUCAGGAACAGCCUUUCCAGGCUGAGCCAAAAGAUAAGGAAAUUCCUCCCAUGCAAGAUGAAGAAGAUGAUGUGGAGAUAACGAACAAAAGACACUUAAAUGUUGUGUUUAUUGGUCAUGUGGAUGCUGGUAAGUCUACAACAGGAGGCCAGAUACUUUUCCUCAGUGGUCAGGUUGAUGAGCGGACUAUCCAAAAAUAUGAGAAAGAAGCUAAGGACAAAAGUAGAGAAAGCUGGUAUAUGGCUUAUAUAAUGGACACAAAUGAGGAGGAGAGGGUAAAGGGAAAGACAGUUGAAGUAGGGAGAGCCCACUUUGAAACUGAGACAACAAGAUUUACAAUUUUGGACGCACCUGGUCACAAGAGUUAUGUCCCUAACAUGAUCAGUGGUGCAUCUCAAGCUGAUGUUGGAGUUUUGGUAAUUUCUGCUCGAAAGGGAGAAUUUGAAACUGGAUAUGAGAGAGGUGGACAAACCCGUGAACACGUUCAGCUUGCAAAAACACUCGGUGUGGCUAAGCUGCUUGUUGUUGUCAAUAAAAUGGAUGAUCCUACGGUGAUGUGGUCAAAAGAAAGGUAUGAUGAAAUUGAGUCAAAGAUGAUACCAUUUCUGAAACAAUCGGGUUACAAUGUGAAGAAAGAUGUCCUGUUUCUACCAAUAUCUGGCCUGAUUGGUACAAACAUUAAAGUGAGUGUGGAUAAGAGCAUUUGUCCUUGGUGGGAUGGUCCUUGCCUAUUUGAAGCUCUUGAUGCUGUUGAAGUUCCUCCACGAGAUCCCAAAGCUCCUUUUAGGAUGCCUAUACUUGACAAAUUUAAAGACAUGGGAACUGUUGUUAUGGGUAAAGUGGAAUCUGGCACUGUUCGUGAGGGAGAUUCCUUGUUGGUUAUGCCAAAUAAGGAUCAAGUAAAAGUUGUUGGAGUAUUUAUUGACGAGAAUCGGGUUAAACGUGCUGGACCAGGUGAAAAUUUGCGGAUUAGAUUAUCCGGCAUUGAAGAAGAAGACAUAGUAACUGGGUUUGUCCUGUCUAGUAUUGCAAAUCCAAUACCUACUGUGAGUGAAUUUGUGGCGCAGCUGCAAAUCCUUGAAUUGCUGGACAAUGCUAUUUUUACUGCUGGGUACAAGGCCGUUCUGCACAUCCACUCUAUUGUUGAAGAGUGUGAGGUUAUUGAGCUCAUACAUGAAAUUGAUCCAAAGACAAAGAAACCUAAGAAAAAGAAAACUCUCUUUGUGAAGAAUCGUGCAUUUGUUGUGUGCCGAAUUCAGGUUAGUAACUCAAUAUGCAUUGAGAAAUUUACUGAUUUUCCACAACUUGGGAGAUUCACUCUUCGUUCUGAAGGAAAAACUGUUGCAGUGGGAAAAGUCACAGGUCUGUAAGCUUAUAACAAUUUUGACUUGAGUACAUCACAUCAUUCCUGCACAGACAAAUGGAGUGGCAGCAUUGAGGCAUAAUUGACAUUAUCAUCAAGUUUCAAAUAUAUUCAAUUUUGUUUUUAUUUUACUUUUAUUUGGCAGUAGUUCCAUGAAGAGUACUUUUUGCUAUUAGUUCCCAUGGACAUGUGGCCUUGCAAGGCCUGCUGCUUCAGUGAUUUGUGGGUGACAGCUUUGCUGUGUCUCCCAUCCCAACUGUGCUGCUUGAUAAUAUAAUUGAAAUCUAUGAUUUUGAAUUUGUCAAAACUCAAUUAGGUGUGGUAUCUGAUAUAACUUAGUUGUUCUCAGACUUCU
Abrus precatorius (Indian licorice) is the source of this 1999-nucleotide messenger RNA. Its product is annotated as eukaryotic peptide chain release factor GTP-binding subunit ERF3A. Bases 143 to 1651 code for a protein of 502 amino acids. Gene Ontology annotation, molecular function: translation release factor activity; GTP binding; GTPase activity. Gene Ontology annotation, cellular component: translation release factor complex. The record is from RefSeq and is a predicted model, not a curated record. The transcript has 19 exons. NCBI's taxonomy places the organism in Eukaryota, Viridiplantae, Streptophyta, Magnoliopsida, Fabales, Fabaceae. Gene Ontology annotation, biological process: translation.